ACUAUUUCAGUAGGAUAAGACUUACAAUUAUAAUGACACAAAUCCAAGGAAUACACACCAAUAUGUUGUUUAAAAGUUCGUAUAAAACUGAUUAUUUGUCUAAUCAUUUGCAAACAAGUUAUCGAUUUUAUAUUCCCAAUGAAGAAAAAUAUACAAAGCCAUUUAAUUCCUUCAAAGAUAGACGUUUAACACGUAUAGCAAAUAAUACAGAUUGCAUUGUACAAAUUUCAAAUUCGACUCACCUUCAUCGAGGACAAUAUAUGAGAAUAGUUUACAUAAUAGGUGCGAAUUGUAUGAACAUUGAGCUGUGUAUACGACGAAUUGAAGAAAGUUUCCCACAAUUUUAUGCAUUAGCACCAUUGGAAAAAUCAUUAAGUCAGUUAAAAGAACCAACGUUAAAAGAUGUAUAUCGAUACAACACUAAAGAGAAUAUUUCAGACGGAAUUGAAACUACAGUAACAUAUUAUAAAUUAACAUUUUUUAUUUUAUCUAGUCAAUAUGCUGCAUAUUUGAAAUGGUGUAAAGGAAGAGUUCAUAGGAUAAUUGAAAAAAUGAACUGUCAUAUAGUUGUGUCUGGAAAAGACUACUCAGAUGUAGGCUUUGUAAGACGGUAUGCCGUAAUACUUGGAUUAAAAAAACAAAAAGUUAUUUAUGCUUAUAAAUUGUUUCACACAAGUUUCUUAGCAAAAUACUUGUAAGUAACGAAUAAAAUAUUUCAUAAAUUCGAUAAAAAGAACAUUUUCCAGGGACGUCUUUUGUUCUUACAUGUAAACUACCUAAUCUACAAAAAAGGACUGUAUUUGUAUGUUAACAACAGUGGUUCAGUGGUAGAAAGCUUGCCAACCCACCCACCCCCAUGUGAUCCAGGCCCGUAAACUCUUUAAACUUCGCGUAGCCGGUAGUAAGCCCCAUAAAGAGAGGAGCCUGGUUGUGUGAUUAACAGCCUCACUCUGUAAAAACAACUCUACUUCAACUGAAACUUCAAAACUGUAAGGACUAUGUUUCACUCUGGAAGCAAAGGAUUAAAAAAAUUCCUAGAAAUUAUGGGAGAUAGCAGUGAUAUCACAUUUUCAGGAUCGAUUUACGCAGAUAACGGGAAUAUUUUAAUAACUUCACAAUAUCUGAUGUAAGGUGAAACAGUCGACAUACUGAUACACGGGAUAAAUUUCAUGUUAAAAAAUAGAGCUGAAGUUACCUAGAUAAAGUUGAAGUGAAACAAUUUAGACCACGUUAUGUGCCCCUCAUUUUGUUUAAACUUAAAACCAUCUAAAACUAGUUUGAACAAAUCUAAAUCAUCAGGUCGAGGUAGAAUAUUUCUUAUGAUGCGAUUGGACAACAUCUAAUCCCCAGCUUAUGCAACCAACUAAACUAGCUGUUUAUCGACUUAGCUUUCCGAAGUAGUUAAUAUUUGUGUGUAAUGUAUUUUUUUAUAAUAAACCUCGAUUUUUCUCACUAGUUUGGACCAGCCUGUCUUCUAUUAUUAUUUGUCUGGCCUUUGGAAGUCAAGAGUGACCAAGAAUAGAUAUUGAUAUUCGGCCAGCAGAUGAGUUACUUAUCACCUUUCCAUAUGGAAACCGGGUUGCAGGCAGCAUUAAAAUUAUCAUAUCAUAUCAACCCCAGUCACAUUUGAUGACGUUAUCGAGUUUCAAUAGCAGUAGCCGACUGGUUCAUAUUAGGUCUUGACAAGUUGAUCGUGUUUUGUUUCCAAACUUACUUUGUGACUACUACCUAAUUCGUAUGAAUUAUGUUAAAUGAUUAGCCAAAAACACAUAAGAUUCUGAAUUCUGUUACCGAAAAUCUUUCGGCACCCGAAAUUAUUGUAGCUUUUG
Trichobilharzia regenti is the source of this 1829-nucleotide messenger RNA. NCBI's taxonomy places the organism in Eukaryota, Metazoa, Platyhelminthes, Trematoda, Strigeidida, Schistosomatidae. The record is from the annotation of a GenBank genome assembly.